This is a messenger RNA of Rana temporaria (common frog), 1390 nucleotides long. RefSeq names its product leucine-rich repeat-containing protein 51-like. The record is from RefSeq and is a predicted model, not a curated record. Gene Ontology annotation, molecular function: protein binding. Bases 259 to 831 code for a protein of 190 amino acids. The transcript is spliced from 5 exons. Lineage: Eukaryota; Metazoa; Chordata; Amphibia; Anura; Ranidae.
CCUCUGUGAUGGAUAUGAAGGGAUGGAUGUACCCUAGAUAUACACAUGGACAGUACAGAACAUCCCCCGUUAUGUAUAAAUCUCCGGAGAGGAUUCGAGAGAUGUAUUAUCCGGGAUAGAGAUGUAAAGUGUCCCCCCUUCUUCCGGUGUCAGUGGUCGGUGCCGUUGCUAUGGAGACCCCAUAACAUUCUCCUGCCUGGAAGAGUCCUCCUGUGAUCAGUCCGCUACACUGAUAGACGAUUUCCUCAGGUUUCAGAAAUGAGUAAACAAAUCAAAAAUGAUGGCGUGAUGGGCCCCCCCAUAGACCUUGCAUUCAAAUGUAUUAAUUCCAUGGAAGAUGUCCUACAGGAAGAACCCCGAGAGGGCCUGAGGCCCAUAAAACGCAGAGAAGGUGAAAAGCUGCACAGCCAGGCGCUCCGGCUGAACAAUAACACCCUGACCGACCUCCGUGGCUUCAAGGAGGUGGUGGCCAACCUGCUGAGUGAUCCUUCCCAUCUCUGCUGGGUAGACCUGUCCUUCAAUGACCUCCCCAACAUCGAUCCUGUCCUGACUGAAUACCAUCAUCUUUCUGUACUAAAUCUCCAUGGCAACAGUAUUCGUCAGUUGACAGAAGUGGAUAAACUGGCGGCCCUGCCCAACUUGAAGAGCCUGACGCUGCAUGGAAACCCCAUCGAGGCGGAAAAGGGGUACAGGUCCUACAUACUGUCUGUCCUUCCGCAGCUCAAGAGCUUUGAUUUCAGCGCUGUCACCAAACAAGACCGAGUCGACGCCGACGUCUGGAGCCGAAUGAACGGCAAACUGAAGAAAGUCCGGAGGACUAAAAAAGAGUGACGAGAUGGGAGCUCGCCCUACAAGGGUCAAAUCACCUCUGCGGGGGAGUCAGGAAACAAAGUCCUGCACCUUCCAUAGAACCCCCCAUGUCUUAAAGGGCAAGACAAAUAAAGCUUACUGAAGAGCAACCACAACUUUAAGUGGGAACACAACACACUUAAAUAUUUAGGAAUUAAGCUUACUCCUACUAUCGAGUCGCUGUUCUCAGCCAACUUUACCCCCCCUACUACAAUUUAUAUCCAAAGACCUACUAAAAUGGUCUCCCAGGCUCUUCUCCCGGUUUGGGAGAGCCUUAAUCCUAAAAAUGACAGUUCUCCCAAGAUUAUUGUACUUUAACGCCUUACCAAUCCCAAUACACAAUUCCUUUUUUACCAAAAAAUACAGAGGUAAUUUCUCUGGGCAAGGAAAAAAUAAAGGUUAAACUUCCGCCUUCUAACUCUCCCUAAAAGCAAAGGUGGUAUAAACCUUCCUGAUUUCAGGAAGUACUACUUUGCCACUUAUAUUACCAGAAUAAUUGAUUGGCAUUGCCAUGGCCAAAAUAAAGAUUGGGUGCAACUUA